Messenger RNA from Drosophila novamexicana, 1416 nucleotides. RefSeq names its product coiled-coil domain-containing protein 63-like. Bases 1 to 1416 code for a protein of 471 amino acids. The record is from RefSeq and is a predicted model, not a curated record. NCBI's taxonomy places the organism in Eukaryota, Metazoa, Arthropoda, Insecta, Diptera, Drosophilidae. The transcript has 4 exons.
AUGACUGACCAACUGGACCAACUGGCCACCGCAGAGCUGCAGCGUCUGCAGCGCCAGCACCGUGCCCUGCAGCUGGACCUGCGUGGGCUGCUAGAGGAGAAAACAAAACGUCUGAAAAAGCAAAAUCACAUGAUUAACGUUCUGCAGGUGGAAUAUGACAAACUUAAGGAUGAAAUGAAAACCCUGGAGGGCGGCACUCAUGCACGUAAAAAUACCAACAAGGAGAAACUCUUGGCAACCCUGCAAAAUCAACAGUCCGAACUGCAACGGGUGUACCAAGGCGAACGCACCAAUUUGUGGGAGUUAGAGGGACACAUUCGGAAAAUGGAAAAAGAAAUAGAUGCAUUGCGUCGCAACGAAGUGCCCGACAAUUGCUACAAGGAGACCAUUUGUAAGGUGCAAAAGAGCGUAGUCAAACUAGAGAAUCGCCUCGACGUGGUCAACAAAAAGUGUUCCGAUGUUCUAACCGAGAACGGCAAAAUGCGUGACGCCAUAAACCAUAUGCUUCAAGAUCGCGCAAACUUUAACGACAUGUGGCAAUCGAUGGUUACACAAUUCAACGACGGAAAAAAGCUCAUCAUGGAUUUAAUUGAUCAGUCAACAAUGGCCUUUGAUCAACGCCAAGAGCUGUGCACGAAGUUAUCAGUGCUGAAGGACCGCAACGAGAAUGAUAAGGUGAUGCAUAUACAGGAAAUGCGAGAAAUGCAGCGUCGCUUGGAGCACGAUGCCAAAUUGCAAAAGUUCUUCGACAUCAAGGGUCAGAAACGCGUCAAUCCCGAACUGGAACAACGUGAGCUGGACAAGAAACAGAAUCAAAAGGACAACUAUGAACGCCAGCUAUUUGAAUAUAAAGAGAUAAUUGAAAGAAUUAAACAGCUUUAUGGUGAAGAUGACACGGAACGACUGGUGGCACAAUUCAAGCGCCAGGAAGAUGAAAACUUUGCGCUCUUCAGCUACGUGAAUGAGUUGAGUCACGAAGUGGAGGUACUUAAUGAUACCACACAGGAUUUAACCGAUCAGAUUGAGCGCCAAAAAUCGGAGCAAACAGAAAAGGAACUGAAGCUCAAAACAGAGGCCUUGGAUUAUUUAAAUGACGAACUGGUGCGUAUUGAGCAACUGGCCAAAGAGACCAGCGAAAAGAAACAAAAUCUGAGCACGCGAUUGCAGCAGCUACUCAAGGGUAUUGAGGACAUAUUCAAAUUACUGGCCUGCGAUGAUGCACCCAUACUAAAUGUGCUCAGCUCCAGAACCUUCCUGACUGUCCAUAAUGUGAAGCUAUUCGUUGGGGUCAUUGAGCGUCGUGUGAAUAUAAUUAUCAGUACGAUUAACAUUGAGGAUAACUCCAACAGGAUAUUGGCAAGAAAGGACCGUGUGCCCAAAUUUAAUAUACGGGAAUCGGCUAAAAUGAAGCAUUAG